This is a messenger RNA of Dioszegia hungarica, 3684 nucleotides long. RefSeq lists its product as uncharacterized. Gene Ontology annotation, molecular function: GTPase activator activity. The record is from RefSeq and is a predicted model, not a curated record. NCBI's taxonomy places the organism in Eukaryota, Fungi, Basidiomycota, Tremellomycetes, Tremellales, Bulleribasidiaceae. Gene Ontology annotation, cellular component: nucleus; TSC1-TSC2 complex; cytoplasm. The transcript has 2 exons. Gene Ontology annotation, biological process: negative regulation of TOR signaling; regulation of small GTPase mediated signal transduction; positive regulation of GTPase activity. Bases 1 to 3684 code for a protein of 1227 amino acids.
AUGGGCUAUCGCAAUUGGCUCAACCGGAAGAGCAGUGAAGGAGCCAAAUCGUCCAUCCUCCUCCCCCUUUUCGAAGCGGUCAUCCACCAACUUCCUAAAUCUAUCGCCCAUCUCCACCCGUCCACCAGCACUAGUCCGGCGUACUUCCACCCUCGCUAUAUCGAUCUCCUCCUGAAGCUCGGUUCCCACCUAGACGAGGAAGACGCCGGAAUCGUUAUCGACUACUACCAGCGCGAAUGCCUUUGUUUGCCAUUCACUUCCGGCUGGACCGAAAACAUCUGGAAGCUUGUUCGGGCGUUCUUCCUCUCCCUCUCGCCACUCGAGGUCGCCCGGAAACGGGUCGCCAAGCUUCUCUUUACGGACAUUGCGGGCUUUGCGCAGGAUAUGCCCGAGUACCGUGUCGAACUUGUCGACAAGGUGCUCGUUCCGUUCCUCCAGGAGUAUCUCGUUACUACUCAGGAUGAUGGGUUUCAGAAGGAUGCACUGGCGGUACUGGUCAAUGCGGCGGUGGCGGAGACGCUGGAACGAGACGAGGAGAGGCGAGAGAUACGGGCGCAGUCGGCGGCUUCGGCAAAUGCAGAGGAGGAUGCCUCGCCGGAGGCCAGUCGAGAGGUCACCGAAGCGACCUUUGCGGGCAGCUUCAAUGCUAUCCGAGCGCUCAUUGCUGAGGUCGCGCACAUCCCCUGCAAAGAGGAGUCUGCGGGGGGCAUACCGAUGUCAGCCUCGAUGGCGGAGUCUGGCUCGGCGAAUAGCUUAAGCCGAUCAGUCAGCGGCAAGGCAAAAGAGCCGAGCUUGCGAACGUUGAAGGGUACGAUAUCACCUCCCGUCCGGUCCACCCAACUACCGUCCAUUUCCUCCAUCUCUGGUGCUGGCGCUACUACCGACGAACAGGCUUCCCCGGUUCCCGCUAUCCACCAACACCACGCAGACUGUCGGUCCAUCCAGGCGGUCCUAUCCCUCAUCUCCAUCUUCACCAAGCUAUGCUUUACCCCUUCAUUCCACAACACCACCAACACCAAGGCAGUGCGUAUGCCCGCAUCUUUCCGCAGCAUCAUUAUCUUCCGGGACCUCCUCGGCCUGCUUUAUCCCAUGACCGACGACCGGACGCGGCAUACCAACACACCCGCACAGGUCAAGAUGGCCGCGCGAUGCCCGAGGGCCCGGAUCAUCAUUCUCGAAUGGCUUAUGCGGCUCCGGGCGGACAAUCAUCAUCGCAUCUUUGUACGGCGGAACAUCGAUGACGCGGCUUUGCCAUUUGCGGCAAUGCUGCGGAGGACAAAGGAUACAGAAGCAGAGGGACGGGCGGCGGAGGCGGACGAAAGUAGACGGAGGUCGAGACCUUCUCAGCAGGCUCGAGCGCAGGAGGAGGAUAGAGGACGAGCCUCCAGGAGCCAAGAGAGCAGUACUCGAAGCCGCAGCCGGUCUAAGGCUGCGCCCAUUGUGCGAGGAGUGGAUCACACCUACAACCCACUUUGGAUCCUUCCGCAGGAAGAGCUGUUCGAGGUUCCGCGGAGCGAGCAACCAAGCGAGAUCAUGACGACCUACAACCCCAGUCACCCCGCCCUGCAGGACCCAACCGCCAAGCCGAUCGAUGGGGUCUGGCUCCCAGUCUCGCAGUACGUCCGCGUCCUGAAUGGCAUUCUGCGCGGGCAUGACUGGGAGCUGGUCUCGUACGUGCUAUGCUUCCUGCCGCUGCAGCUGCGCAACAAGCUCUUCUUCCACGGUCGGCGGGCGGUUACGGAAGUGCGGGCGUUGGUGCGGGUCUUGGCGGAAGGUGUGCUGGGAGUUGAUGGGAGCUGGGAGAAGCGGUACAAUGUCCCAACCUUCAUCAAGCGGGUCGACAUCAACGCUAUCGCCUACCAAUCCCUCUCCAUCCUCAUUGCCUAUCGAGGCACCAUGGCUCGGGACGAAUGCGACCAGCUGGUCCAGGCGUUCGCGGAUGGUCUGCAGGGUCGGAAAGACCUCGCUAAGCCCUGUCUCCAGGCGCUCACCCUCUGCAUCUUUGAGCUGGAGCAAUACGUCGGUCGUCACCUCCUCACCAUCAUUGAUCGGAUGGAGCGGAUCGUCACCACCACCGCGCUCGCCAUCCACAUCCUCGAAUUCCUCAUUGCGCUCGGGCAUAACGGGUCGCUCUACCGCAAUUUUACCGACGAGCAAUACCGUCGGGUCUUCCACAUUGCCAUCGACUACAUCACCAUCCAUAAUGCGCGGUCGGACGAACCCAUCGACCUCAGUAAAUCCCGCGAAGACUACACGCUGUCCCAGCACGUGAUCGGUCUCGCCUACUAUAGCAUCUACAUCUGGUUCCUCGCCUUAAAGCUACCACAGCGGCCCAAUCUCGUCCCCGAGAUCACGCGAAAGCUGCUCCAGGGCCGGUCGAAGCGGGUCAUGGUGGAUGAGAUGGCGGAGGUAUGCUUUGAUUGGCUGUCGAGGUAUACCUACGGCAACGCGGAUCCCCGGCCGGCAACGUCAUUCCUCUCCGAGGCGGUCAUGAAGGACUCGAGGGAGAGCGAGGUACCAAAGUCGGUCAGUUGGCUGUUGGGCGGGGCGAUCUUGACGAUCACGGCGCAUGCGAGGAGCGGGUGGGCUACCAUCACGAGUACGAGGCCGACGGGGUCGACCAGUGUGGUGCUCAAGCUGGAAAAUGUCCCGCUGCUGGAGCUAGGGGAGACAAAUGCGGAUCUCAUCUCACUUCCGGCAUUCUUAAUGGCGAACAGGGAAGUGAUUGCCAAAGCUGGGGGAAGUGCAGUGAGCUUCGACGCGUCCUCGCUCCACGGCUUCAUCUGGUCCGGCGCAACCCCCUCUCAACGGCGCAAAGACGUCGUCAUCCACCCCAGCUACCUCGGUCUCCAACUCCUUUCUUCCUACCCCAAUCAAAGCCUCGAGACUCCUCGUGGCCGCCUCGUCCCGCCCGAAGAGAAAUUCCAGCGGGCUUUACGCGGUAUACAAAACACCCCGGUUAUCGAUACAGUCAAGAUUGCGGUCCUUUACGUCGCUCCCGGCCAGACGACCGAGACCGAGAUCCUGGGCAACAUCGACGGAUCUCCCCUCUAUCUGGACUUCUUAUCCGGUAUCGGUCGGCUCAUCAAGCUUAAAGGCCAGGUCGACGUCUUUGUCGGCGGUCUUAAUCGCGAUACCGACUCGGACGGCGAGUACGCCUAUGCGUGGUGGGAUGACUUUGACCAAGUCAUCUUCCACACACCGACGAUGAUGCCUAAUCAUCCCGAUCAGCCUGGAUAUGACGGCAAGAAACGGCUGGUCGGCAAUGAUUUCGUCAAGAUCGUGUACAAUGAGUCUGGCAAGGACUUUGCGUUCGACACGAUCCGGACGGCGUGGAACUUUGUCAAUGUCGUCGUCACUCCGUUGACGCUCGGAGAGGGGACUAUCAUCCCCGAGGUGUAUACGCCGCCGAGCGAGGAUGGGUGGACAGACUGGGAUAGGGAAGAGUGGUUCAAGGUGGAUAUUCAGAGGGCGCCGGGAAUCCCAGAAUUUGGGCCGCUAGGGGAGGGCAAGCUCGUCUCGCGCCAUGCGCUACCCAUCCUCGUCCGUCAGCUGGCGCACCUUGGGAACGACCUCGCCGCGCGGUUCAUGCAUAUUCGGGACGCGAGUGAUGCCGAGUCUGCAGAGUAUAUCUCGAGUUGGCGGAGUAGGCUGAGGGCUAUGUCGCGGUUGAGAGAAAUGUGA